Rhipicephalus sanguineus (brown dog tick) is the source of this 1016-nucleotide messenger RNA. Its product is annotated as lactosylceramide 4-alpha-galactosyltransferase-like. Bases 201 to 1016 code for a protein of 271 amino acids. The transcript has 5 exons. NCBI's taxonomy places the organism in Eukaryota, Metazoa, Arthropoda, Arachnida, Ixodida, Ixodidae. Gene Ontology annotation, biological process: glycosphingolipid biosynthetic process. Gene Ontology annotation, molecular function: hexosyltransferase activity. The record is from RefSeq and is a predicted model, not a curated record.
CAUACCUAGCCCUGCUGUUGGCGCUUGGCGCGCUCGCUUGUUACUUCAUUGCGAGCGAACACAGUCGGACAAAAGCCGUAUGGCAUUACCUAAUCAAAAAUACAGUAGAUUCACAGGCCGUCAUUGCUCCGCGGGAGAGUUCGGGGUUCUCUCGAAUCACCUUUCUCGAGACCGGAGGCCACGGAAGGAUCACUGCACGAAUGGCCUGCGCGGUCGAGUCGGCAGCGAGGCUGCAUCCUGAUUGGAUGGUGUACCUGCUGUCAGUGGCACACGGCGAAGAAGCCUCGAAGGACAACGCCACAAGUUCUUUCGCUCAGUUGCUGCGAGCCAUUCCGAACGUCGUCACGAGCACUAUCAGGCCGCAGGAGGUGUUCCAGGGUACACCACUCGAGUCGUGGUACGAGUCCGGCAUCCUCAACAGGAGCGCCUUCCCCGUCGAGCACCUUGCCGACGCUCUGAGGCUGGCAGUGGUGUACAAGCAAGGGGGCGUGUACCUCGACAUCGACGUCAUUGUGAUGCGCUCACUCGAUUCGCUGCCGCCUUGCGUCUGCCAGGCGCCAGUGAAUGACGGCGACAUGGUGGGCAACGCAUUCUUCGCAUUCCACCGAGGCGACCCGUUUCUCCUAAACCUGAUGGAGCGGGCACGCAAGGUAUACAAGCCCCGCGAAUGGAGCUUAAUCGGACCCUUGCUGCUACGCCAGGCGACGUUGUCUCGGUGCAAGGCCAAGACAGUGAAGAUGAUACUUGGACACCGAUGCGGUGGCGUCGAAGGUUUCACGGUGAUGCCUCACUGGAUAUUCAUGCCGAUAUCUGCCCAUGACUGGGAGUUGCUCUUCACUGCCAACAACAGCCGCCAGGCGUGGAUCAUGUCAGCUGGCAGCUACGCCAUCCACUUCUACAAUGCGUUAAGCUCAAACGCGCAUGCGCUUCCAGGGUGCUUUUACCGAGAGGCGGCGGAGCUGUACUGUCACGACAGUCUGCAGCUUUCCUUGGACAUUAAUAAUGGCGUCUUCUGA